Molecule: messenger RNA, 872 nt
Organism: Cheilinus undulatus (humphead wrasse)
Lineage: Eukaryota; Metazoa; Chordata; Actinopteri; Labriformes; Labridae
Gene: fgf17
Product: fibroblast growth factor 17
Exons: 5
Coding region: 49-693 (214 amino acids)
Biological process (GO): regulation of cell migration; fibroblast growth factor receptor signaling pathway; cell differentiation
Cellular component (GO): cytoplasm
Molecular function (GO): growth factor activity; type 2 fibroblast growth factor receptor binding; type 1 fibroblast growth factor receptor binding
Source: RefSeq, a predicted model, not a curated record
CUGGGAUUUAUCUGCCUCAAGAUUCCUGAUCGGAUGAACUAAGGGAGGAUGUAUGGACUAAACCAGCGCUGUAUUUACAUAUCGUUUCAUUUUUUCGUGCUGUGGUGCCAUGCUCAGGGGGAGAAUCACCCGUCUCCUAAUUUUAAGCAGUAUGUGAGGACGCAGGGCGCAGUGACGGACCAGCUGAGCCGCAGACAGGUCCGGGUCUACCAGCUGUACAGCAGAACCAGCGGGAAACACGUCCAGAUCCACGGCAAGAGGGUCACAGCCACAGCCGAGGAUGGAAAUGUGUACGCUCGUCUUUUUGUGGAGACGGACACGUUUGGCAGUCGAGUGAGGAUAAGAGGUGCAGAGAGCGGGCAAUACCUCUGCAUGAACAGAAAGGGGAAACUGGUCGGAAAGCCCAACGGCCGGAGCAGGGACUGCAUCUUCACAGAGAAAGUCCUGGAAAACAAUUACACCGCCUUCCAGAAUGCCAAGUAUGAGGGCUGGUAUGUGGCAUUCACCAGGAAAGGGCGGCCCAUCAAAGCCUCCAGGACGAGGGAGAACCAGAGAGAGGUCCACUUCAUCAAGAGGCUGCACACAGGCCCACCACCCUUCCCCAACACGGACCAAAGCAAACACUUUGAGUUCAUCCGAUUUCCGUCCACACGUCGAGCAAAGCGGAACAGGAAAUCACGCACCUCUUCCUAACACGCAGAGACAGCAAAGGACUGAUGACAGAACUGUGACAUAUGGAAGAAACAGAUGCAGUUUUAUUUUUGUAUAUUUUUGAUAGGUAUAAUAUGGUUAAAAAGCCAUAAAUCUAAAGUAAUAUUGCUGUAAAAUGAUCAUGUGUAAAUACUGAGAGUAAAGAAGAUGGGUUAUAUUUA